Molecule: messenger RNA, 1281 nt
Organism: Symbiodinium natans
Lineage: Eukaryota; Dinophyceae; Suessiales; Symbiodiniaceae
Source: the annotation of a GenBank genome assembly
AUGUCCGUAGAAGUAGGGCCCACGGAGCAGAAGAGCGAGCCGGAGGAGCAUGCGACGUGUAAGCACUCGGAGCACGAGACGUGUGGUCACGAGGAGAUGCCCUCAGAUUCGGAGCCUUCCGGCCCCCUUCUCCCUGUGACAGUUCUUAGCGGCUUCCUCGGCGCUGGGAAGACUACACUGCUGACGCACAUGCUUCAGAACCAGGAGGGGCUCCGCGUGGCAGUGAUUGUCAACGACAUGGCUGAGGUGAACAUCGAUGCCAUGCUUGUCAAGACUGGGACGGAGGUCCUGACUGGCAAGGACAAGAUGAUCGAAAUGCAGAACGGAUGCAUUUGCUGCACUCUGCGUGAAGACCUGAUUGAGAAUGUGACCCAGCUGGCUUCGGAAGCCCGUUUCGACUACUUGGUCAUUGAGAGCACUGGCAUCUCUGAGCCCAUGCCCGUGGCCACCACCUUCGUCAGCGAGCAUGAAGGCAGAAAGCUGCUGGGCAGCGUUGCCCGCUUGGACACCCUGGUGACGGUUGUGGACGCGGUGAACUUCCUAAAAGACUACGCCAUGGGGGAGAAGCUGACUGACCGACCUGCUCUGGGUGCCGAGGAGCCGGACUCGCGCACCAUCGCGCAACUCCUCGCCGAUCAAGUGGAGUGCGCCAACACCAUUGUACUGAACAAGGUGGACCUCAUCUCCGAGAGAGAAGUUGUGCAGAUGGAGGGGUUGCUGAAGCAGCUGAACCCCAAGGCCUGGAUCGUCCGCGCGACGUACGCGAAGGUGGACCUCAAGCUCCUGUUCAACACGGGUAGCUUCGACAUGGAAGAGGCCGAGGAGAUGCCGGGGUGGUAUCAAGAGUUGGACGGCGGCGAGCACGUGCCGGAGACUUUGGAGUAUGGCAUCUCCAGCAUCGUCUUCCGAGCAAAGAGGCCCUUUGAUCCCGAGCGGCUGGACGAAUUCUUCAGCACCUCCCUUGAUGGCAUCCUCCGUUCCAAGGGUUUGCUGUGGGUGGCGGGCCUUGCAUGCAGUUUGGUAUGGCAUCAAGCCGGCACCACCAUGGGCAUGUCUCCGGGCCCCGCCUGGCUCCACGGCUCCCUGGACCGCGCCGAGUGGCCUCCCGAUACCCCGGAGGAAUACAAGACGGCACCCUUCGGGGACAUGCGCCAGGAGCUGGUCUUCAUCGGGAAGAACUUCGACCCGGCAGAGCUCCGCAGAAAUCUGGAGCGGGCCCUGCUCACGGAUUCCGAGUUCGAGGAUCUGAAAGAGCUUGGGGCGCUCGAUGGGGCGGGCUAG